UAGUGCCCCCGAGUGGACACCCAACGCACUGCUUCUUGCUCUCAAGCCCAGUACGACUCCCAGCAGAGUGUGAAGAUGGCGGAGGGUGAAUUGAACGUGGACAGCCUAAUCUCUCGCCUUCUAGAAGUGAGGGGAUGCCGCCCGGGCAAGAUCGUGCAGAUGACUGAGGCGGAGGUGCGGGGCCUGUGCAUCAAAUCCCGCGAGAUCUUCCUCAGCCAGCCCAUCCUGCUGGAGCUCGAAGCUCCCCUCAAGAUAUGCGGUGACAUCCACGGGCAGUACACGGAUCUGCUGCGUCUUUUCGAAUACGGCGGCUUCCCGCCCGAGGCCAACUACCUGUUCCUCGGCGACUACGUGGACCGCGGCAAGCAGUCGCUGGAGACCAUCUGCCUGCUGCUGGCCUACAAGAUCAAGUACCCGGAGAACUUCUUCCUGCUCAGGGGCAACCACGAGUGCGCCUCCAUCAACCGUAUCUACGGCUUCUACGACGAGUGUAAGCGCAGGUUCAACAUUAAGCUGUGGAAGACUUUCACCGACUGCUUCAACUGCCUGCCCAUCGCCGCCAUCAUCGACGAGAAGAUCUUCUGUUGCCACGGAGGACUUUCACCAGAUUUGCAGUCAAUGGAGCAGAUCCGCAGGAUUAUGAGGCCAACAGAUGUGCCUGAUACAGGCCUCCUCUGCGACCUGCUUUGGUCCGACCCGGACAAGGACGUGCAAGGCUGGGGCGAGAACGACCGCGGCGUCUCGUUCACCUUCGGCGCCGACGUAGUCAGCAAGUUCCUCAACCGCCACGACUUGGAUCUCAUCUGCAGGGCCCACCAGGUUGUGGAGGACGGAUACGAGUUCUUUGCCAAGCGCCAACUGGUCACACUGUUUUCGGCGCCCAACUACUGCGGGGAGUUCGACAACGCCGGCGGCAUGAUGAGCGUGGACGAAUCGCUCAUGUGCUCCUUCCAGAUCUUAAAGCCCUCAGAGAAGAAGGCCAAAUAUCAGUAUGGGGGGGUCAAUUCCGGUCGGCCUGUCACUCCUUCCCGCACCACUCAGGCCCCCAAGAAGAGGUGAACAUGUAAUGGCCUUGUGAACCCCGAGAACACCCCCCCCCCCCCCCACACACACAUAUGCGCAUGUGCACACACACGGUAAUGCCGCGUAACACAAAUACAGUGGAACCUCCAAAGUUGAAGUUACAUUUUUUUUUUCGGCUAUUGUUCCCGUCGUAUAUCGUCUAAAAUGUAUCAUGAAUCCAACUCUGACGAUAUUACCCAAGUGUCGUGAGGUGUAUUUACGUUAGCCUGAUUAUAUUUUUAAUGCUGUGUAAUGUAAAUUAUAUUUGUUGACUUGGCGCUCAUUUUUUUGCUGAGCAGACGGACGCUUGCCCUGCGUGACGGUGAGCGUAAGUUUAAUUUCUUGCCUAGUAUCAUGACAAUAUUUUUUUUAUUAAAUCUAAUGGGAGAGGCUCAAAGAACUAAAGUCUCUUACAUGUACUCCUUUUUAGGUUCCACUGUACUAAACGCAAUUCUUUCCACUGACCCACCCCCCUCGUCCAUUGACAGCUUUUUCCUUAACAUGCACGCGUACCUAAAUUAGCUGUGAGCAAACAGUUUAUUUACAUUUCUAUCGUUUGCCUGUUUGUUAAUAUUUUGAUCGUGUUAAUACACUAUUGUGGGAAAAGGGGAUGGGGGGAUAAAAUGCUUAUUUUUUUAUUUUCCUUGAAAGACAUAAAAAAACGAAUUGGUGUCAUUUUGCCGAGUUUUAUUCCCACAGAAGCGUAUCAGCGUGUAUUUCAGUACAUCUAUUUCCGGUGAGUUGGAAAGAAUGUGAAGGGACCGGCAUUUGUGAAAGGAUUGAACUUCUUGCCCUCCAGACAUACGUUCCACUGUGCCUCCAUUUUUUUUUUUUUUUAAGUUCCACAGACACCGCCAAAGACACAUUCAAAACCUUCAAAGAUAAGACAAAUAUCUGUACCAUGAGCAAUCUGUAGUCGGUCACAAGAGAUCCAAAUUAAAGUUCAUAGUUCACAAAUUGGUCAAUACCAGCGUUCAACUUUGGCGGUUCCACUGAGUGUAUUUUUGUUUGUCAUAUCAGAUACACUCAACCUCUUUUUUUUUCUAUAUUGUAACAUGACAACAAAUUCGUAGAAUUUUUCACUGAUGGUCAGUAUUUUUACUUGAUUAUUUUGAAUAGAGAUGUGCGUCGUGUGUGGCAUGUCCAUGCUUUUUCUAGAAGUGCUUUAAACCAGCUUGUGGAUUUCCUGUUGGUGUUUCAAAAGAAUACAAAUGAGUCUUGCGUGAUGAUUGGAAGCUUCGAAGCCAAGAAUUGUCCAUCGGUCCCGCUCCUCCUCCUCCUCCCACCAUCGUUUUGGCGUAUGAUGACUGGCAGAGUGGGAGUGGGCAUAGGCUGGCAUCUGACUUGGCAUUGCUAUUGUGAUUGUGGCGCCACCUGGUGUUUAGAUGCGGUGUACUUCAGUACAGUAUAUCUCUCGGCUCUUUGUGGCAUUCUUCUAUCUGGUUGUUUCUGUUUGUUUGUUUUUCCUCUAUUCGCACACUUGACAUUUUAAUUUAUUUCUGAAUGACGAUGAUGACACAUGAAAUGAGUGAGGUGUUAACCCAGGUUUGCUAUUUGUACGAGUUUGAAAGUCAAUAAAUUGAUGGAAACUCA
Messenger RNA from Hippocampus zosterae (dwarf seahorse), 2655 nucleotides. RefSeq names its product serine/threonine-protein phosphatase PP1-beta catalytic subunit-like. The transcript is spliced from 8 exons. Gene Ontology annotation, molecular function: protein serine/threonine phosphatase activity. NCBI's taxonomy places the organism in Eukaryota, Metazoa, Chordata, Actinopteri, Syngnathiformes, Syngnathidae. Bases 76 to 1059 code for a protein of 327 amino acids. The record is from RefSeq and is a predicted model, not a curated record. Gene Ontology annotation, biological process: regulation of circadian rhythm; circadian regulation of gene expression. Gene Ontology annotation, cellular component: cytoplasm; nucleus.